Molecule: messenger RNA, 1925 nt
Organism: Scheffersomyces coipomensis
Lineage: Eukaryota; Fungi; Ascomycota; Pichiomycetes; Serinales; Debaryomycetaceae
Gene: GCD2
Product: translation initiation factor eIF2B subunit delta
Exons: 1
Coding region: 209-1798 (529 amino acids)
Source: RefSeq, a predicted model, not a curated record
AUAGAUAUGUAAAUACAUAGUUAAUUAAACCAUAAAAAACAUUGAAAGUAUAGGACUUUUCAAUAAUCAAAAUAUAAUAUAAUUAUAAGUAUACUAGUUAAUUAUUGUGUAGUGCACUACUUUUUUUCUGAUCUCAAACCCGUUUAAAUUUUUUUUGAGUUCUGACUCAAUGAUGUUUGAUAUUGAUUGAUUUGAACCAUAUCGAAGUAUGAGUGAAGCUGCUGUAUCUGGUCCUAAGGCUCCUGUUCCUGAGAAGGGGAAGCCAGUUGGUGACGCUGCUCCAGCUGACGGCGAAAAUAAAGGGCUUUCCAAUAAAGAAUUAAAGGAAUUAAAGAAGAAAGAGAAAGCUGCCAAAAGAGCUGCUGAAAAGGAAGCUAAAGGUAUAACUCCUGAACAACAACAAAAGAUAGCAGAACAAAAGAUAGAGAAGAAGCAAGCCACUACUAGUACGAAAUUGAAAAAGCAGUUGAAUCAAACAUUGAUAAAGGUUGAAGAUAAGAAUCGUAUUCCAUCUCUUUUCAGUCAUUUAGAAACUAGAGAGCAAAGAAAUGCUUCAUCUCCAUCAAUUUCACACAUUGUUCAUCCUGCUAUACUUGCAUUGACUUUAAAGUAUUCAUCUUAUAAAAUAGUGGGUUCAACAUCAAGAUUAAAGAAUAUGUUGGAAGCAUUUAAAGUUGUUAUUGCUGAUUAUCAAACUCCAGCUAAUACUACUUUAACCAGACAUUUAACCGGUCAUUUAUCAAUUCAAAUUGAAUAUUUAAAAACUGCACGUCCAUUAUCAGUCUCAAUGGGUAAUGCCAUUAGAUGGUUGAAACAAGAAAUAUCUCAUAUCUCCAUUGAUAUUACUGAAAAUCAAGCUAAAGAAUUCUUAGUAUCUAAAAUCGAUGAUUUCAUAAAGGAAAAGAUUGACUUUUCUGAUCAAGUUAUUAUUGAAAAUGCAUCUCAACAUAUCACUAAUAAUUGUACAAUUUUAACCUAUGGUCAUUCUCAAGUAUUGGAAGAAUUAUUUAAAUAUUGUGUUCUUGAACAAAAUAAAACGUUUAAUUUAAUUAUUGUUGAUUCAAGACCAUUAUUUGAAGGUAAGAAGUUAUUAACUAAUUUAGCAAAUACAAACUUCACUCAAGAUCAAGAUGAAUUAGAAUCUGAUUUGGAAUCGAUUUCAAGUAGAGGUAUAAGAAGUUGUCGUCCAAUUACUCAACUGAAUCUUAAAAUCCAUUAUGUUUUAAUAAAUUCAAUUUCUACUACUAUCUUAGAAGAUGUUGAUUAUGUUUUCUUAGGUGCUCAUGCCAUGUUAUCAAAUGGUCGUCUUUAUGCCAGAGUUGGAACUGCUCUUAUUGCUAUGAUGUGUCAUACUAGAAACAUCCCUGUACUUACAUGUUGUGAAUCGGUUAAAUUCUCCGAUAAAGUUCAAUUGGAUUCUGUUACUACCAAUGAACUUGCUGAUGUUGAUGAUUUACUUCAAAAUAUUAAUUCUAAAAAACCACCUCAAAAGAAGUCAUUUGCUUUAGAACAAUUCAUAAAACAAUGUGAAGAACAAAAGAAAUCUGAACUGGAAGCCAAUAAUAAGAAUAAACAACAGCAACAACAACAGCAGAAGAAAGCUGAAGCUGCUGCCCAAGAAGCCAUUGCUGAUGGAGAAUCUCCCAUUAAGAAUUGGAGAGAUAUUCCAAAUCUUAACAUAUUAAAUAUCAUGUACGAUUUGACUCCACCAGAAUACAUUAAGAAGGUCAUUACUGAAUUGGGUUCAUUACCACCAUCUUCAGUUCCAGUCAUCUUAAGAGAAUAUAAGAAUACAUAGAUAUCUGUACAUACAUCAUAAUAUAUAUAUAAAUUUAAUCUGGAAGCGCAUUGUAAUUGUGUAAUUGUUGAUAAAAAUCAAAAUAGUGCGAGAUUGAGAUUGAAAUUUUUUUGGUGGUAAAUAUUUU